AAAACAGCUGAUUGCUUUGACAGCCGAUAGAAACAUUUUUUCAUGGUUCAGUAUAUGUGAAAAUGUUUUGUUCAUUGAAAUAUUGUAUUCGGACGCUGAGUAAACCUUCAGUUUUGACUGGUGUUCGAAAUUGUUCACAAUUUACGGAACAAAAUCAUUCGAAUUUUGGUAAAAAUGGACACUUCGAUAUUAUUAUUGUUGGCGGCGGAGCGACUGGUAUUUCAUUAGCCGGUGCAAUUGCGAAAAAUCCAAAAUUAUCCGAAAAAAAAGUGUUAUUGUUAGAUGCAUCGCCGUCAUUUAAGGGAUACAACGAGAAUGUGUACAGCAAUCGAGUUUAUUCUAUAAAUCACAAUACAGUUGAGUUAAUGAAAUAUAUCGGCGCAUGGGAUACCAUCAAAUCGAUUCGAAUUCGACCCGUCAAACAAAUGCAGGUUUGGGAUGCAUGCUCUGAUGCUUUGAUCACAUUCAAUCACGACAAUUUCAUCGGUGAUGUUGCCUAUGUUGUUGAGAAUGACGUGCUCGUUCACUCAAUUUUAAAGGAAUUGCAACCAUACAAUAACAUUACCAUAAGAAAUGAUGCUAAAAUUGAUAAGGUCAUUUUGGAACAAGAUGGCUCAACAUACGGCAAAGUACAAUUGGCCAGCGGUGAAGACUUUAGCGCAGAACUAUUGGUUGGAGCUGAUGGAGCUAAUUCGAUGGUUCGAAAACAAAUGAAUGCAAAUCACUUUGCACUCAGCUACAAUCAAAUGGGUUUGAUUGCAACGGUUGAAUUGGGCGAAUGUGAUGAUAACUUCGUGGCAUGGCAACGUUUUUUACCAAAUAGUGUUAUUGCUCUUCUUCCACUUUCGGAAAAUCUUAGUUCGAUCGUAUGGAGCACCUAUGCCAAACACUUCAAACAUCUGAUGCAGUUGGACGAAGCCGAUUUUAUUGAUGCCGUUAAUAAUGCAUUCUUGCAAAAAUACGAGAAAAAUUCGGUCGUUGAAAUGGCAAUGGGUGCGGUGCGAACAAUUCUGAAUACGAAUUCAUCGGUUGUACGACAAUUACCACCACAAAUAACUGGAUUAUAUGGAAAAUCUAGGGCUGGUUUCCCACUUGGCUUCGGUCAUGCCAGCAGCUAUGUUGGUCGCGGUGUUGCUCUCAUAGGAGACGCAGCUCAUCGCAUACAUCCGUUGGCCGGUAUGGGAUUAAAUCUAGGCUUUGGUGAUGUUAAAUGUUUAACCGAAACUUUGGCCAAAGCAACAUACAAUGGAUUUGCACUAAAUGAUUUAAACCACUUGUGCGAAUAUGAACAACAACGCUUAAAAUUAAAUGUACCGAUCAUGUUAGGUGUACAUGGUUUGCAGCAGUUAUACAGCACAGAUUUGAGUCCGGUUGUAUUGGCACGCAGCAUUGGAUUACAGAUCACUCAACAGGUGCCACCUUUGAAGAAAUUCUUUAUGCAAAAAGCGAUGGGAUAAAUUCAAAUGUCGAACUGAACUGAUAUAUCUACAAUAGUAACUUGAUGUCGAAAAUAAAUGAUUUAAAAAGAAAA
Molecule: messenger RNA, 1531 nt
Organism: Contarinia nasturtii (swede midge)
Lineage: Eukaryota; Metazoa; Arthropoda; Insecta; Diptera; Cecidomyiidae
Gene: Coq6
Product: ubiquinone biosynthesis monooxygenase COQ6, mitochondrial
Exons: 7
Coding region: 63-1457 (464 amino acids)
Biological process (GO): ubiquinone biosynthetic process
Cellular component (GO): mitochondrion
Molecular function (GO): 2-octaprenyl-6-methoxyphenol hydroxylase activity; FAD binding
Source: RefSeq, a predicted model, not a curated record